Messenger RNA from Lolium rigidum, 612 nucleotides. RefSeq lists its product as uncharacterized. The record is from RefSeq and is a predicted model, not a curated record. Bases 86 to 535 code for a protein of 149 amino acids. Lineage: Eukaryota; Viridiplantae; Streptophyta; Magnoliopsida; Poales; Poaceae. The transcript is spliced from 2 exons.
AACGAACUUGUCUCCCCCCUUCUUCUUCUCCCUGCCGGAUCUUCCCAGAUCGACCGGGGUUCCGGUGCCGGUGGAGCUGGGAAGCAUGGCGAGGACCCUCGACGGCUGCUACUCCGCCAAAGACGUGUCCUACAGUUGUGGAUACUGUGGCUAUGCAUUGAACUUGAGCUCCUCGACAAGGAACACAGCCAACAUUGGAUCAAAGUAUGGAAAGCAGAUCAGGAAAGGUGUUAUUUCUUUCUAUUCGAUUGAUGAGAGCCGGUUCACUCAAACCGAUGAGGUGAGCUGCACGACAUACAUUCCCUCAACAUGUUCCUGGGGUUUCUUCAGAAACAGGACUCGAUUGGUCUGCCGCAAGUGCGGUGGUCAUAUCGGGGACGCUUAUGAGGAUGAGGACUCCACCUUGUGUGAUAGCUUAGAUGACACACAUACGAGCUCCGAUGGCAGCAGCUUGUCUAUUCGGAAGAAAUAUGUUAUCAAGAUUAAUGCACUACAGCCCUCAUCCGACGACUCAGGUGUUCCCUCCACCCUAUGACAACAAUCUUAACUGCUGCGUUGUGGUUCUGCAAAUCUGGUAUAUCCAGCAUUAAGAACAUCAUACUGUUCAGAGCU